CUCCUUUUUUUUAUCCCCUUAGCCAGAAACGCCAUUAAAGGAUCCCAAGCUGAUUGGAGGCAUUAGGUUGUCAGUUUGAAUCCCAGUGGUCGAGAAAGCAACGUGAGCGAUCCCUAGCUAGUGGUGGGGGAAAAGGGAACUCAGGGGAGCUAUGAGAGCUGUUAAUUUCAGUCUGGACGUUUCCUCAAGGCUAGUUGAUCUGGAAAGCCGCAGCCCUCCCGAGUAGCUGCUGCACGAUCUGCUUUGGGGGCUGACAAGUUUCCUCUCUGGUUCUUUCUCCUGACCCCUGAGAGCCGGCAGGAAGGGGAGCUCCUGGGCCGAUAUUCGCCUGUUUCGUAGGCCUGGAUCUUGCUUGGAGACCGUCCAGGAAAACCCACGAGUGUGGAAAUCGUCUCGGUUAUCACCACUGCCUCUGCACGGAGGUUUGCGCCACUUUGCUUCCAACGUCACGCGUCAGAAUUGAGAAAGGCAAAAUCUCUCCAGAUGUCUUCUAGUAAUGUCGAAGUUUCUAUCCCAAUGUCACAAAGUAACACCAAUGGCAUACCGGGAACAACCUCCAAUGACCUGAAGGCAUUCAGUGAAGGAGCGGUGUUAAGUUUUCAUAACAUCUGCUAUCGAGUAAAAGUGAAGAGUGGCUUUCUAUGUGGUCGAAAAACGGUUGAAAAAGAAAUACUAUCAAAUAUCAAUGGGAUUAUGAAACCUGGCCUCAAUGCCAUCCUGGGACCCACAGGUGGAGGCAAAUCUUCGUUAUUAGAUGUCUUAGCUGCAAGGAAAGAUCCACAUGGAUUAUCUGGAGAUGUUUUGAUAAAUGGAGCACCUCGACCUGCCAAUUUCAAAUGUAAUUCAGGUUAUGUGGUACAAGAUGAUGUCGUGAUGGGCACUCUGACGGUGCGAGAAAACUUACAGUUCUCGGCAGCUCUUCGACUUCCGACAACUAUGCCGAAUCAUGAAAAAAAUGAACGGAUUAACAAGGUCAUUCAAGAAUUGGGUCUGAGUAAAGUGGCAGACUCCAAGGUUGGAACUCAGUUUAUCCGUGGUGUGUCCGGAGGAGAAAGAAAAAGGACUAGUAUAGGAAUGGAGCUGAUUACUGAUCCUUCCAUCUUGUUCCUGGAUGAGCCCACGACUGGCUUAGACUCAAGCACAGCGAAUGCUGUCCUUUUACUCCUGAAAAGGAUGUCUAAGCAGGGACGAACAAUCAUCUUCUCCAUCCAUCAGCCUCGAUAUUCCAUCUUCAAGUUGUUUGAUAGCCUCACCUUGUUGGCCUCAGGAAGACUCAUGUUCCAUGGGCCUGCUCAGGAGGCCCUGGGGUACUUUGCAUCAGCUGGUUACCAGUGUGAGCCCUACAAUAACCCCGCAGACUUCUUCCUGGAUGUCAUUAAUGGAGAUUCGACUGCGGUGACAUUAAACAGAGAGGAAAACAACGAUGAAGCCACAGAGACCGUAGAGCCGUCCAAGAGAGAAACACCAGUCAUAGAAAAAUUAGCUGAGUUUUAUAUCAACUCCUCCUUCUGUAAAGAAACAAAGGCAGAAUUAGAUCAAUUCUCAGGGACUCGGAAAAGGAAGAAGGACACAGUCUUCAAGGACAUCACUUAUGCCACCUCCUUCUUUCAUCAACUCAGAUGGAUUUCCAGGCGUUCAUUCAAAAACUUACUGGGUAAUCCCCAGGCCUCUAUAGCUCAGAUAAUUGUCACAAUCGUACUGGGACUGGUUAUAGGUGCCAUCUACUUUGGGCUAACAAAUGAUACUGCGGGAAUCCAGAAUAGAGCCGGGGUUCUCUUCUUCCUGACGACCAACCAGUGUUUCAGCAGCGUGUCGGCCGUGGAGCUCUUCGUGGUGGAGAAGAAGCUCUUUAUACACGAAUAUAUCAGUGGCUACUACAGAGUGUCAUCUUAUUUCUUCGGAAAACUGUUAUCUGAUUUACUGCCCAUGAGGAUGUUACCAAGUAUUAUAUUUACCUGUAUAACGUACUUCAUGUUAGGAUUGAAGCCACAGGCGGGUGCUUUCUUUAUCAUGAUAUUCACCCUUAUGAUGGUGGCUUAUUCGGCCAGUUCCAUGGCGCUGGCCAUCGCAGCAGGUCAGAGUGUGGUUUCCAUAGCAACGCUUCUCAUGACCAUCUGUUUCGUGUUUAUGAUGAUUUUUUCAGGUCUGCUGGUAAAUCUCACAACCAUUGCUUCUUGGCUGUCUUGGCUUCAGUACUUCAGCAUUCCUCGCUACGGCUUUACGGCUUUGCAGCAUAAUGAAUUUUUGGGACAAAACUUCUGCCCAGGACUCAAUACAACAGCAAACGAUAGCUGUAGCUACGCGACGUGCACGGGAGAAGAGUAUUUGGCAAGUCAGGGCAUCGAUCUCUCACCCUGGGGCUUGUGGAGGAAUCACGUGGCCUUGGCUUGUAUGAUUGUUAUCUUCCUCACAAUUGCCUACCUAAAAUUGUUAUUUCUUAAAAAAUACUCUUAAAUUCCCCUUUCAUGUACUAGGAUUUAUCCUCACAUAAAAAAGGAGCACCUUGAUUUAUCUUACAUAGUCAAUCAGGUUUUUUCUUGUCUUCCGUUCAGUUGCCAUUGUACUGGUGUUCAGCAAUAAUUAUUUUCAACAGAAACAUUCACAGAAAUCACAAUGGACUGAAUUAUACAUGAAAAAAGCCCAAGUCAAAAACGAAUGACACUACGUAUCGCACAUUCAUCUCGCCAGAUAGUAACCAUGGGGAAGGAAUCUAGUCUAAUUUAUUGACUUAAAAAAGAGGAGAAUUGAUGUCUAGAUACUCCUGGCAAGUUACUAAUAUCUCUGGUAUCAGUUUUCCUUGUCUUUAAAAUGAAUAUAGGUAGGUUAACAGCCCUCCGGUUUUAAUAUUCUGUGACUCCAUGGCCUGCUAUUAUUUAAUAAAUAACAAAUGUAUUAAUGCUG
Molecule: messenger RNA, 2901 nt
Organism: Lemur catta (Ring-tailed lemur)
Lineage: Eukaryota; Metazoa; Chordata; Mammalia; Primates; Lemuridae
Gene: ABCG2
Product: ATP binding cassette subfamily G member 2 (Junior blood group)
Exons: 16
Coding region: 484-2454 (656 amino acids)
Cellular component (GO): plasma membrane
Molecular function (GO): ATP hydrolysis activity; ABC-type transporter activity; ATP binding
Source: RefSeq, a predicted model, not a curated record